Synchiropus splendidus (mandarinfish) is the source of this 2566-nucleotide messenger RNA. RefSeq names its product transmembrane gamma-carboxyglutamic acid protein 3 (gene prrg3). Bases 101 to 802 code for a protein of 233 amino acids. Gene Ontology annotation, molecular function: calcium ion binding. The record is from RefSeq and is a predicted model, not a curated record. The transcript has 4 exons. NCBI's taxonomy places the organism in Eukaryota, Metazoa, Chordata, Actinopteri, Syngnathiformes, Callionymidae. Gene Ontology annotation, cellular component: extracellular region.
CGGCUGGCGAAGCCUGGCUGGGCGCCGGUGGAGCAGACAGUCGUGUGUCAGCGGGAUGAAGGUCUACAGUGUUCUGGCAUGUGAGUAGCAGGAAAGGAGCAUGGCAGCAGCUUUUCUAGAUGAUAAGGAUGCUCAUUCCCUCCUGAAGCGUUUCCCACGAGCAAACUACUUUCUGGAGGAGAUCAGACCAGGGGACCUUCAGAGGGAGUGCUUCGAGGAGAGCUGCAGUUUUGAAGAGGCCAAUGAAAUUUUUCAUAAUAAAGAGAAAACGAUGGAGUUUUGGAAAGCUCGCAAGGUCUACACUCUAGACAGCAAAACCAGAGAGCCAUUCGAGCAUUCCAAGGGUCUCUUUGUCCUGAUACCUUUCAUGGUGGUGUUCAUCCUCAUGAGCUUUGGCUUCAUUCUUCUUUGGAAGUGCCAUCUCCAGAAGGAUCGACGCAGACGACCAGCUUACACCCAGAAUCGCUUCCUGGCCAACAACCGUAACACACGAUCCCUGCCGCGCAUCCUGGUCCACAGAGAACGGCCUGGCCACGACCAGAGAGGACAGCAGAGCUGUCCCACGGUGGUGGUAAACAACGCCAGCAGAAUGGGAGGUUCCCGGUCUGACUCGCGUGGUCUUCAGCAACAGAACACUCGUGCGCUCUAUGUUCAGGACGCAUCACUGUCCGUGGCUUCGAGGCUGUCUGGAGCCACACCGCCUCCAUCAUAUGAAGAAGUGACAGGACAGUUGCUGAGGUGUGGAGAUGGUGUCACGCCUCAUUCAUACAACGACCCACCCCCUAAAUAUGAGGAUAUAUGAGGUCACUGCUGUGUGUCUAAGGACCCCUGUCUGCCUCAUGUUGCUGCUGUAAGUCUGCAACAUUGAAUACUUAAUGUCAGACCCCUAUUCCAAGGCCAGCAUUUGUUAUCAGUGUGUUCUGACCACUUAUAUUCAGUUUGAGAUGAAAGAGUUGGAUGAUAAACUCUUAUGUUCUUGGUCGCUGACAAUCACUCCCAAACUCCCCUAGUUCGCGUUCAUACGUCUUUUGGAGAUUUGCUUUUGACUGCUGGAGAGUGAAGGCGUGACCAAGAGGGACGGUGAUCCGGCCGAGUUCAGUAAGGGGCUCAGUGGUUGCGGAUGCAGCCUAAUGUGAACUAGGGCUGCGACUGAGCCAGCAACUGUAAGAUGUAACAUGCUGCUGCUUUUUCUCUGCAGUGGCUUCUCUGCCACUGCCUGGUGGCUGAGGUGGACAUGUUGAUCACCAUAAUGUAGCGUCUCACACCUGAGAAAGGAGACGCUUUUAAGUUCUUCUUGAAAAUUAAAUACAUGCUGGCAACUAUUAGCUGUGACCUGAAACUUAACACUAAGUUCCAAAAAGCUCUUUGGUACCUGGUACAACAGUAUUAUUUGAUAAGAAUUCACUCAACAAUUGAGUAAAAGUAGAGCUGUCCUGCUGUAGAUGACAUGGGUAAGCCAGUUUUUUUUUUAACAAGUCAAUGAGCACCCCUCCAUAAUGUUGAAUUCUUUCAUGACAUUUAGAAUCCCAAAGGUUAUGCUUUAAUAUGAGUCAUAUCAUUGAUUUGUAACUGUUGUCGGAUGUCUCUGGUUGAUGAGUGAGAUCCUUAACAUUGGUCUGAUGGAGGGUCUGUUGUUUUAAAGAUGUUGUCAGUCAGUGUCUUCACUUUUCUCUCAAUAUGGUGCUUUUACUGUUACUCUGGUGCUGUGAAUAUAGUAUAACGCUGUAAACUGUAGACUUAUAUUCAUCCGUCAAUAUGUUGAUGCCAUAAGUGUCAGGUCCAUACAUGGUUUCAGUGGUGCGUUGGAUCUUGAAAGAGAUGUUUUUAACUGGAGAAUAGAAAGGUAGACAUCAGUACAUGCUAGCUACUGAUGUUAACGUGCCAAAUUUGACAUCACAUGUGUCACUGCCUCGACUCUCAACUGUAAAAAACAUGUUCACUUUUAAACUCAUCUGAGCUUGUGUGACUGCUGUGUACCGUAGAUGUUAUAUGCAUUUUGAAGAUGUAGUGUAUGAAAAUAUGUUUACACAUCUCACUUACUCAUCCACGCUCCAUGCUGUAUACUGACAUUGAUGAUCAUGGUGAUGAAGUUAACUUGCUGUGACAGAAUUUGACUCGUAAUUCUCUUUCAACACUGACAAGCACCUCAUAAAUAAUACAGGAAAACUCGGCAUAGCUGUUGGACGUUUUCUGGCUUACAAUGAGUCACAGGUCACAAAAGAUGAGACAACUCUGUUUCAUGACACCGCCAACAUUGCUGUUGUCUUUCCUCUUGGACUUUUCUGCGCUACAAACAAACUUGCAAUGUCCAAUGUCGUCAUUGUUUUGCUGCGUGAAUUCCUUUUAACUUUAUCACAUCUUUACAAUGCACUUACAGCUUCCCAAUAGUGGCUUAUGUUUAUAUUUAAAUGUGCCAAGUUGUCAAUGCUACACUGCCUCUCCUAUUUUAUAUAGAUAAGUACGUCAGCACAUUCCAAAAUAUCACUUUUACACUGGCUUUUGCUUUCUAAUUCAAAUGUAUGUACCAAGUAUUUUACAAUAAACGUGCCACUUUUUGUACUGGUCA